This is a messenger RNA of Colletotrichum abscissum, 864 nucleotides long. RefSeq lists its product as uncharacterized. The transcript has a single exon. The record is from RefSeq and is a predicted model, not a curated record. Bases 1 to 864 code for a protein of 287 amino acids. Lineage: Eukaryota; Fungi; Ascomycota; Sordariomycetes; Glomerellales; Glomerellaceae.
AUGAGCCAGCAAGAUCAGGUCACCCCGCCAGGUCGGCCAGGCGGCCUACAAUAUUCCUUCGGAACCAGUGGCGCUGGCCAUUCGCUCACAUGGUGCCCUCCGGCCUUCUCUGGAUCCCAGAAUCAGCUGAAUCAUGCAGACUUUCCCCUUGAAAAGCGUCAAAGACUCAAUGAGGUCCAGGUCAACGUUGAAGCGCAUGGAGUCGCCAGGAUCCGUCUGGGCGAGGACAUGACAUUCGACUUCACAUCAAGGCAAAGAGAAGCAAAGAAGAAGCUUUCGGAUGUCGAAGCUGAGCGAGAUCAUCUUUUACGGCGGCUUGAUGAGACUAGAAAGGACCACGAGAAGAUUCUUUCGAAAGUCAAAUCUGAGAGAGACGCGUCUGUACGUGGUCACCGUGAAGCCACGACGACUUACGACAGGAUUACUUCUGCCCUGAGAGUUGAGGUGAAUGGACUUCAGCAAGAGCUAAAAGAUACCAAAAAAGAUCUUGAAAAUGCCAAACAGGAACUGGAGAAUGCGGAGGUAGAACUCGAACGGUCGUCCAACGCUUCCUUUGACUUGAGUAACGAAUUGUCUCCUUUGAUGAGGACCAUCAGAUAUCUAAGGGGCGGCCAUAAGGAGCAGCUCAACACUCUCGAAAAGGAUCUUGAGGACUCUGAAGACAAUUGUCAGGCUGCCUCGGACUCAUUGAAGAUGCGCGAGAGGGAACUGAAGGCUUGUCACGACCUUAAUGCUCAGACAAUCAAAGGACUUCGAGAAACCAACAUGAAGUGCAUCAGUGAGAAUGUUACUCUGCAGACCAAGGUAUCACGGCUUCAGGAUGCCUUGAAGAAGGAGGGACAACCCGAAGUCAUCGAACUAUAG